AUUUAAAUACACCCUGCAGCCCUGCACAUGUGAAGUGGGCUUGACUUUGGUAUUUUUUGAAGUUAAGUUUUCGUUCACACCGCUGUCUCCAUUUUGCAAAGAUGUCCUUUAAGCCCAUCGAUCCGAAGCGCGACGAGAUCCGGCGCUAUCUGGAGCGCGGCAGCGUCCUAGACUCGCUGACCAAGAUCUUCAUACGCGUGAUCAAGGAGCGGCCCGAGAAUCCGAUGGAGUACAUCCGGAAUCACAUCGGUGUGGUGCGCCACCAGCACGACAAGUACGAGCGCCUGCAACAGGACCUGCAGCUAGCUAACGAAGAGAUUCAGCGGCUGCGUGGCAUCAUAAACAGCAUUAAUCCAGAGGUACUACAGGGCCAUCCAGGGCCCGUAAUUCCAAGUGAAGCUGCCCCGGAGGCUUCCGAACAAGAGGUGGCAGAGCAAUCACAGGAUGUGGAGCCCACGCAGCAGCAGAACGGAGAAUCCACACCGGAGACGCCUUCUGCUUCAGUUGUGGCGGAGGUCAAUUCCGCUGUGGAGGCCUGCCAGAUUGAGGAGAAAGUGGUGGCUUCCAACGAGGACGUACCAGCCCCAGUUCAACCAAGCCCAUCCGUCCAAGUGGAGGCGAGUUCCUCCAACGAGUAGAUCUCAGAAGACAGUAGCUCACCAAGCUCACACCAAAAACAUCCCAUUUUAGAACGCAUCCAUUUAGAACAAAUGUUAAGUAUUUUCCUAAAUGAAAAUGUAAAUAAAGCUUGAUACAAAUAUGCAUUCCUGCGAA
This is a messenger RNA of Drosophila ficusphila, 774 nucleotides long. Its product is annotated as c-Myc-binding protein homolog. The record is from RefSeq and is a predicted model, not a curated record. Gene Ontology annotation, molecular function: transcription coactivator activity. Gene Ontology annotation, cellular component: nucleus. Lineage: Eukaryota; Metazoa; Arthropoda; Insecta; Diptera; Drosophilidae. The transcript is spliced from 2 exons. Gene Ontology annotation, biological process: regulation of DNA-templated transcription. Bases 102 to 638 code for a protein of 178 amino acids.